Messenger RNA from Sorghum bicolor (sorghum), 1672 nucleotides. Its product is annotated as BAG family molecular chaperone regulator 1-like. The record is from RefSeq and is a predicted model, not a curated record. Gene Ontology annotation, biological process: protein stabilization. NCBI's taxonomy places the organism in Eukaryota, Viridiplantae, Streptophyta, Magnoliopsida, Poales, Poaceae. Gene Ontology annotation, cellular component: cytoplasm. The transcript has 4 exons. Gene Ontology annotation, molecular function: adenyl-nucleotide exchange factor activity; protein-folding chaperone binding. The coding region runs from base 314 to 1312 and encodes 332 amino acids.
CUGAUUUCCCCAAUUGAGGCCGAGUCCCGAGAGCCGAGAGGAGGCACCUGCGCUACCUGCAGCUGCGAACCGUGCGCACCCGUCUUCCCCAGAUCCGGCGCCGCCGCCUAAUCCGCGCCUGCUCGCGCCAGAGAGAUCGUUCCGGGGACAGCCGAGCAGAGCAGAGCAGAGCUGACUCUGCUUGCUUGCCUGUUCUUGGUUGCUGUGGCUGCUGGCGUGCGUGCACGAGGAGCGGUUGAUUUGAUUCUCUCUGUCCCUCUCUCUCUGCUCUCGCUUCGCGCGCGCGGGGGGUGCGUGCACGUACCAUGAGAAGAUGAUGCGCGCCAGGCCCAAAGGUACAUUCGCCGACGCGAUGAGGGAGAGCUCCCCUCCUCCGGCUCCGGCUUCGGCGGCGGCGGCGGCGGCGGUGAAAGAGGACGAGUGGGAGGUGCGUCCGGGCGGGAUGCUGGUGCAGAAGCGGAGCCCCGACGCGGACGCCCCCGCCGGGGCGCCCGUCCCCACCAUCCGCGUCAAGGUCAAGUUCAACGGCGUCUACCACGAGAUCUACAUCAACUCGCAGGCCUCCUUCGGUGAGCUCAAGAAGUUGCUGUCGGCGCGGACGGGGCUGCACCCCGAGGACCAGAAGCUCGUGUACAAGGACAAGGAGAGGGACUCCAAGGCGUUCCUGGACAUGGCCGGCGUCAAGGACCGCUCCAAGAUGGUGCUGCUCGAGGACCCCGCCGCGCAGGCCAAGCGCCUCCUCGAGCAGCGCCGCACCGACAAGGCGGAGCGAGCCGCCAAGUCCAUCUCCCGCAUCAGCCUCGACGUCGACAAGCUCGCCACCAAGGUGUCGGCGCUGGAGACCAUCGUCAGCAAGGGCGGCAAGGUGGUGGAUGCCGACGUGGUCACCCUCACCGAGGCGCUCAUGAACGAGCUGGUCAAGCUGGACUCCAUCGCCGCCGAGGGCGAGGUCAAGGUGCAGCGGCGAAUGCAGGAGAAGCGGGUGCAGAAGUACGUGGAGACGCUGGACGCCAUCCGCGCGAAGAACGCGGCGGCGGCGGCGCCCAAGGCGAACGGCAACAUGAACGGCCACGCCAAGCCCCGCGCGCCGCACCUCCCGCCGCGCCCGCCGCCCGUGUCGCAGCGGCGGAACUUCCAGCAGCAGCCCUCCCCGGCGCCGCCCACGCAGAGCUGGGAGUCGUUCGACCUGCUGUCGUCGGUGCCGUCCACGUCCUCGGCCGCCGUGACCACAACCAUGGCGGCCGCGACCACCACCUCGCCGGCCGGCGCCUCCCCGUCCCCGAUCCCGCGGUUCGACUGGGAGCUCUUCUGAAGCCACUCCUCAGCGCGUGCCGGUUGAUCGAUCAGACGGUACCUCCCUUUGUCCAUGGAUCAUUAGUGCCAUUGUUUCUUCUGUGGAUUCUUUCCAUUUCUAUUUUUUCUCUUCUUUUCUUCCAUUUCCUUUCGAUUUGUAUAUCUACUAUAUAUCUACAAAAAGAACAGAGACCGACCCCGGUGCGCCGAGUGUGUUCAGUGAGUUGAGUGAGUCAAAGUCCGUCAGUUCACAACUCCUCCUCAUGUCAUGAGGAUCCAUCCAUGCGUGUUGUUCAGUGACAGCAAAUAAGUGGUGGUCUUCUUACCAUGACGAUGAAGAAAUUUUCAUGAAAAUAUACACACAUAUAAAUAGCAUGUA